Pseudozyma hubeiensis SY62 is the source of this 666-nucleotide messenger RNA. RefSeq lists its product as hypothetical. The transcript has 2 exons. The record is from RefSeq and is a predicted model, not a curated record. Lineage: Eukaryota; Fungi; Basidiomycota; Ustilaginomycetes; Ustilaginales; Ustilaginaceae. The coding region runs from base 1 to 666 and encodes 221 amino acids.
AUGAGGUUGCAAUGCGGCGUUCCGCAGAGGUCUUUCUUGUCCGUCCGCAAGUGCACUGAACAGCUACCUGACGAAGCAUAUAUAGACCGCUCUUUUCCUCUCGUCGUCUCCCCUUCCUCCCUUCCAUCCAUCAUCGUCCUUCGCACUUUUUGCUCCAUCCUCUCUGUCGUCCUCACACCAGACGUCUUGAAUUUCAGCGCUGUCUUCACCAUGCGCUACCACGACAUCAGCAAAACCAACUACGGCGGCCCGUUCAACUACAAGGCCUUCUUCAAAGUCCCGAUGGACGACGUUGAUUUCUUCUUGGCCGGCCUGUUCGACUUCCGCUUCAAGCACAACUAUCACAGGCUCCUGACCGAGACGUACUCAGAUGUCAACUCUAUCGGCACCUACGUCGUCGACUUCACGAUCAACGACUGGCGUGAUUCCGACUUUGUGCGCGAGGUCAGCCAGCUCAAGUUCUCGUACGAUGCGUUGAGCACGACAUUCGCGAGACCCACUGUGUCCUUUCCUCGCUCCAACAAAGUAGCAUCGGUGAUAUUCGGCAAGAUGGAAGGCGCAUGCCUCGAGGCCCUGCUCAGUGCCGUCGCAGCUCACCACAGUGUCAAUGCCUACAUCGCACGUAUGAGAGCCUUUCGCAUCGAGAGCGCUCGAUAUCUGCGAUGA